This is a messenger RNA of Corythoichthys intestinalis (scribbled pipefish), 7719 nucleotides long. It is a transcript of the gene tmem64, whose product is annotated as transmembrane protein 64. The transcript is spliced from 3 exons. The record is from RefSeq and is a predicted model, not a curated record. Gene Ontology annotation, cellular component: endoplasmic reticulum. Lineage: Eukaryota; Metazoa; Chordata; Actinopteri; Syngnathiformes; Syngnathidae. Gene Ontology annotation, biological process: positive regulation of bone resorption; positive regulation of osteoclast differentiation; regulation of cytosolic calcium ion concentration. Bases 503 to 1492 code for a protein of 329 amino acids.
GUGCAGUUGCUAUUCGACAUCUGGGACACAAACAGCAGCGCUCGGAGCAAGAAGAGGAAAGCUGCAAAUUGCGCUUUUAUGUUGUGAAAAGGAGCGAUAAAGAGCUUGUGUUUUCCGUAUUGUGAAGCAUUUUGACGAAAACGGGAUGACACGGUGGCGGGAGGACUUUAGCCCCGCGGCAAGCCAGCUAACAGCUAGCCGUGCUGUGAUUUGUCGCCGUUAGCUGGACGGGGUGAGUUUUACGUAAUAACUUUCUCCACUUUUUUUUUUUUUUUUUUUGAGUCGUCUUCUGCCGCAAUGAGCGCGCUAUGAUCCUCUAUGAUGCCAUAGUGCGAGGAGACGUCAUGACGCCACCUUUGCCACCACCUGAGUUCCAUUUUUUCCCCCUAAAGAGGACAAAAUUCCAGUUUGCGUCCAUUAUGAAGGAACGUCGAGCCGGCGAGUGACAGGUGUGACAGGAGCCCCGCCUGGCUGCCGCCCCCUUCCAUUGGGAGGGCAAACCAUGUCGCUGUCGGGGGGUCACCUGCUCGUCAAACUUGCCAAGCACGCCGUCGGCAGGGCGCACGUCCAGCUCAACCGCUGGCUGCACAGGAACGCCGCCGAAGAGUGCGACAAGAUGGACCUGCUGGCCGACGGGGACCUCGAGGCGGUGGCAGUGGGCGAGGACCCCCUGCCCUCUUGCCCGCCCACCCCCUUCUGCCUGAAGAGCGCCUUGCUGGCGUGCGUCCUCACCUGUCUGUGCUUCUCCUCGGUGGCGCUGGUCCGUCAGCACCUUAAAGACCUCCUGCUCUGGGUGGAGGGUCUGGACAGCCUGGCCGGGGCACUGCUCUUCGUGGUGGGCUUCAUCGGCGUGUCCUUCCCUUGCGUCUGGGGCUACAUCGUGCUCAACGUGGCGGCCGGGUACCUGUACGGCUUCGUGCUGGGCGUGGGGCUGGUGGCGGUGGGCGUGCUGAUCGGGACCUUCUUGGCUCACCUGGCGUGCAAGCGGCUGUUGACGGACUGGGUGCUGCGUAAGGUGGGCGGCAGCGAACAGCUCAGCGCCGUCAUACGGGUGGUGGAGGGCGGCAGCGGACUCAAAGUUGUGGCCUUAGCGAGACUCACCCCCAUUCCCUUUGGGCUACAAAAUGCAGUUUUCUCUAUCACAGACGUGUCCUUGCCAAACUACCUGGUAGCGUCCUCGGUGGGUCUGCUGCCCACCCAACUGCUCAACUCCUACCUGGGCAGCACGCUGCGCACCAUGGAGGAUGUCAUCGCCGAGCAGAGUGUUAGCGGAUACUUCGUUUUCGGGCUGCAGAUCGUGAUUAGCAUCGGCCUGAUGUUCUACGUAGUGCACCGCGCGCAAGUGGAGCUCAACGCCGCCAUCUCCGCCUGCCAGAUGGAGUUCCGAUCUUCCUCGCACGUGAACGGCUCGUGCGCGUCGUCCUCCGCCAACCACGCGGGAUUCUCGUACUGCGGGAAACGGAUGGCGGCCGCCAUUGUCAACGUGGUUUGACACACACCGGACUCUGCGCGGUACGAUUUUUUUUUUUUUUUUUUUUACGAUUAAAGGGACCUCAAGAGAUGUCAAUGAAUUAACACUUUGAAUGUCAAGCGGUUUUGUUUUUCAGCGUCAAACGAAUGGCCACCUAUGCACCUUCUUUCCGACGACUAGCGUCGUCGCCGUAAUACAAAACAGAAUCUGUAAAAAAGGGCAUCGUUCAGUUUUUCGGACUUUGUAGACGAAUGCUUUUCAGUUAAGUGUCUUACGUUCGGGACUGCCGGUUGAGACGGAAAACUCAGGAAUGUUGGAAGUGCGCCAAGAGAAACUUUUCCCGCUCAUUAUUUACGUUGAAAACUUGUACGAUGAGGUUCGUUUUUUUUUUUUUUUUUUUUUUUUUUUAAAGAGUGCACUUCAUUCCCAAAACUAAGCUGAUCAAACACGAAGUUCGAAGCAAAUGUUAUUGUUUUGUGUUUUUUUAAGUGUCAUUAUUUUGCUCUUUUAUUUGUUUUAUGAAUAAUAAGCUAACGGAAACGACAAAGUAGCCUCCGGGCUAUCAUGACGGUAGAAAGUGGUUAAACGUACGGUAUUUUUCAGACUAUAAGUUGCACUUGAGUAUAAGUCGCAAAUGAACAACAGGUUAAAUAAGUGUACGUUAUGCUAGUUUCUCGCUAGCUGCAAUCUUUGUUUCUGCUGCUCGAUUACCGUUUUCGAUUGCAUAUUUCACUACAGGUAGUCCCUGGGUUACGAAUGAGUUCCGUUCCUACGCUGGUGACGUAACCCGAAUUUCUGCGCAAGUCGGAAUUCUUUGAGUACUCAAAAUAACCAUUCAAAAAUCCAAAAGUAUUGUAAUUUGUUUAAUGAUGGAGGAUACACUUAGCCUGGAACUCCAGACUCACCGCUGUUCCAGCUAUAGUCUGGCGACUGUUCAGCGGAUCAAAUCCCAGGGCGGAGCAAGCUACAGCAAACAGGCAGCGGAGUGGACAAAUCAGCGACGGGCUGACGUGACGUUGGUAAAGCGUCAAGAAACUCUAGCACAAGGACGUAAACAUACAAGGAGAGUGGAGAACAGAAAAGUUUAUUCAACAUGGCUAGCGCGAGACAGACUGUUGGUUUUAGUGACUCAAUAAUUUACCGCGGAUAGGCACAUAUUCUCGGCUCUCCCGUUCGCCAUCUGUGUUGUUGUGGAAACGACUUCCGACGCGCAAGAGUGAUGUUGUUCGUUAAGAAUACGUCACGCAAAUAAACAAAUCUGAUAGCAUGGAUGAAUUUCGUUCGGGCUCGAGAGGCCAAUAAGGACCUGGGCCCCAGACUCCAAAGUUGGAACAGCAGUGAGUCUGGAGUUCCAGACUAUAAUACACUGCCCUCUAGUGGCAGUGUUAGGUCUGACUGGACUGUCGCCUUGUAUGACUGAGGAGCAGACUCACAAACUAGGGUUGUUCCGAUCCUGUUUUUUUGCUCCCGAUCCGAUCCCGAUCGUUUUAGUUUGAGUAUCUGCCGAUCCCGAUAUUUCCCGAUCUGAUUGCUGUUUUUUGCUCCCGAUUCAAUUCCAAUCAUUCCCGAUAAUUUUUCCCGAUCAUAUAUAUUUUGGCAAUGCAUUAAGAAAAAAAAGAAUAAAACUCGGACGAAUAUAUACAUUCAACAUACAGUACAUAAGUACUGUAUUUGUUUAUUAUGACAAUAAAUCCUCAAGAUGGCAUUUACAUUAUUAACAUUCUUUCUGUGAGAGGGAUCCACGGAUAGAGAGACUUGUAAUUCUUAAAGGAUAAAUGUGACUUUGUAUAUUGUGACUAAAUAUUGCCAUCUAGUGUAUUUGUUGAGCUUUCAGUAAAUGAUACCGAAGCCAUUUAGCUUCUGCCCAAAUGCAUGAUGGGAAGUGCAACCAUGACUGUGCAUAGUGGUACCAAUUGAUAUAUCUUCUCUGCAUUGGGAGAUAACAUAGGGUGUUAAGAAAAUGAUCAACUACUACCUUUCUUCCCCACAUUGCUUCCCACGAUUCAUAUUGUUGAGAGAGGGAUUGUAAGGCUUUAGCCAAUUAAAAAACUGCUUCACAGGCUGCCAAAAUUCCCUCUGCUCAUUUUACGUUGCCUUUUAGAUCUAUGUAUACGUAAAACGGUGCCAUUAUAGACUGAACACGACAAUGUGUGAGUGGGUAUUGUAAUGUUAUUACCGCUGUUAAUGCGAUAAAUUUGAUAGCCUUACUUUAAGCCAAAACUGAAGACUCUGGAUGAGUGUAAGACAUUUUGUCUGUAACGUUAAAUUAAUAAAAAAAAAAAAAAUACAUAUAUAUACAGUAUAUAUUAAAAAAGGCAUGUCUGACAUUUUUUUGCCGAUUCCGAUACUUUGAAAAUGACGUGAUCGGAAACCUAACCCUAAUCCCACAUCUGACAUGGAUAAAGGAUAGCUGAGCUCUGGUUUGGCACACAUAGGGCUGUAAGUUGUUUCAGCUAAUAUAUCUUUGUCUAUGCAUUUGUAAGUUUAGAGCUACAGUUUGACGAAUUAUGUGUGAGCAAUUUGCUAUGAAAAUUGUAAAUAUGUUUGCGUUUUUAGCAUUAAAGCUAGCUGACUUGUGAGGCAAAUUAGGCUAAUUUCAUCUACUAAAUUUACGUUUUGAUGAGACUAGAUGGACAUUUGAACACUAAUUGUGUUCUGUCAAGUGUUUUGUUAAAAUGCGUGUUGUUUUGAACAUAGGUGUACAUAUGUGUGUUACAGCUUUACAAAUGGUCAAAUGUGAAGGAACUAAAAAGCUUCAAAAAGCACAAUUUCCUUGUUUGCUGUCUGUAAAGCUGAACAACUUCACGUUUAGUGAGGACAGAAGACGUUUUAUCAACAAAGUAAAAAACAAGAUACUGUGAGGUACAAAAAGGUACUGUUUAUGCGACUAACCAAAAACAAAAAAUAACUGGAGACAAAAUGGCGGACCAGACUACGAUGUCGUGAAGUAGAAAUUGCGUAUAUCGAGUACGUCGUAACCCGGGGACUACAUGUACUUGCAGCUUGUAAAAUGCAAAAUAUGAUUUUCUUUUCGGCGCCAUUUUGUUCGGCCUUCCUCAGUUGUUUUUAGUUAUUUUUAUAAGUUACUGCCAAUGUUGAAACACAGGCCUUGCGCGCCCUGUUGUGGUUUAGUGUGAAAAUAACAUUUGAAAUUCUGUAAUACCAUGUUUUUAAUUUCACACAUAAGUCGUCCCAGAGUGUCGUAAGUCGCACCCCCGACCAAACUAUGAAAAAAACCCUGUAACUUAUACUAGUAGUCCGAAAAAUACUGUAGUUGUGAAGACGAGAAUAAAGUCGUAUUGAUUUAUUACAACAAAGUUGGAAAUUAACGUGGGGAAAAAAAUGAAAAUACAUUGUUGUGAAAGUCGCAGAUUUACAGGACUUUGUUGGUUUUUGUUUGUUUACGUUGAAAAAUGUGAAAUUUUUUGCAAACCUUGAGUAUGAAAAACAAUUCUGAGAGAAACACACUUACUAAACAUUACGUCGAGUUGUACAUUUACAGAAGAGAAAAAUAAAAGUAGUCCAAGAAUGAAGUACUUUAUUGGCUAAAAAAUUGCAAAAAUAUGUCAAAUGGGGUGGGAAGCUCUAGGUAGCUCAAGAUAUGCUACUAUUUGCGAUACAAAGCUCACGAUAAUGAUCUCAUGAUAUGGUGAUAUAACGAUCAAUACAAACAAGGUAUUUUCAUCCUUCUGCUGCGAAGUGAAUUAGGUUUAUCACUUAAAACGUAAAAAUAUGGAAUCAUUAGAAACAAAGAAAGAAAUAACAAUCAAAACACAUUUCUUGUAUUUAGUAAUAGCACCACCUCUGGCUUUUGUGACAGCUUGCAGUCUCUGAGGCAUGGAUUUGAUGAGUAUUCUUCAUCAAUUUGGUGCCAACUCUUCUUUGAUUGCAGUUGCUAGAUCAUCCAUGCAGGUCGGAGCCUUGCUGUGGACCAUUUUUUUUUUCAAUUUCCACCACAGGUUAUCAAUAGGGUUGGGAUCUGGGCUAUUUGCAGGCCGUGACAUUGACUGGAUGAGUCUUUCUCCAAAGAAUGCUUUAACAGUUUUAGCUCUGUGGGAUGAUGCAAAUGAUAUAUUUUCAAUUGAAGGGAUAAGAAAGCUAUCUAAAAUUUCAAUGUAAACUUGUGCAUUUAUUGAAGAUUUAACCACAGCCAUCUCCCCAGCGCCUAACAUGCAGCCCCAUAUCAUCAAGGACUGAGGGAAUUUUGAUGUCUGCUUCAGGCAAUCAUCCUUGUAAAUCUCACUGGAACGGCACCGUUUUCCGAAAUUUCCGGGUUCACAGUGAGUCAGCAACAGGCACACUUUUGCGAAAUAUACGAUGUUUAUUGAUUAGAAAAUGCAGGAUAAAUGAGAUUUAUUGAUUACAAUCCCACAAGAGCGGGCAAACACACAUCAAAACAAGAACAAGUGGUAACGAUGACGUUAGAUCUAGUUUUUCAAUCCCAGAUUCCCCGUGUUACCAUUACAGCACAACAAACUGUUCCUUAACAAUGAAAAUUGCUUACCGUUGACAAAUGAGCGGGGAGCCAACGCUCUGGCAAAGGAACAAAGCCAAGCGACCCGUACGUAAUCCUCUGGCAGACUUCCGGGGUCGCCUUAAAAUGUUCGUUUCUUGUAGGAACGCGCCCGUGUGGGUGGGGACGGCCAAAACCCGCCCCCAGAAGGCUCGCACCCAGCCCAAUGACAAAUAUUAAAGCUACUUUUGGUUCAGCCCCUUGAAAAAGGGCUUCUCACAUGGUAGCAAGCUGUGCCGUCCUGGCAACAGAUGUUCUGUCCCCGCGGUAAAUAUUAUGGGUGCAAAACAAGUUAUCUCGUGAGAUUCCCUCCUUAUUAUGGAACCCAAGGUGAAAAGCAAUAACAAGUUGUUACAAUCUAAGUCACAGAGGCAAUCUUACAAUCUAGGUCACAGAGGCAAUCAUACAUCAAAAAGGCAUAAUGUGCUAAUGUUAAGGCAUCACAUAAUAUUUUCUCCCGUCAUUCCGCCCUUUGACCCGGAUUGAAUUUAUCAUAAGGCAUAAUGUGCUAAUUCACUUCGGGUCACAUAAUGUUUUCCCCAUCAGGCACUAAACAAAAGUUCCAGCAUCAUCACCUUGUCAAGAGUCGUCCAAUGCAGAUUCUUGACUCUUGUCAAGGUGAUGAUGCUGGAACUUUUGUUCGGUGCUGUUCCAGUGAGACCUUAAAUGGCCCAAAAAGCUUGUUUUUCUGUCUUUUAGCUGUUUGUAGAAUAUCCUAGAAGGAUUUCCUAAACAAUGUAUUGACACUCGUCAUAUCGUCAGAUCAUCGUUAUCGUGAGCUUUAUAUCGUAUAUCGUAUCGUGAGAUACCAAGAGAUUCCCAAUGAAAAAAUACGAUUUCAACUUAAGAUUCACUUUUACAUUUAAAAAACCCCCAAAAGGAUUAAUAUCGCUAAAUGAAUUGUAUAACAUUUGUAUAUUUUUUUUGUAGUCGUGUUUUGCUUUUUUAGUCAUUUUUCGGGAUGAAAACUGGAAAUUCGAUUACCUCCAUCUUUUUUUUUUUCCGUAGUAUUUUCUCGACCACAAACUGACAAUCAAUACAAUUUAAAAACAAACCAUGAAUGUGCGGAUAAGCUUCUUUAAUUUUAUUAUUUUGCCGUAUUUGCAAAGUGUUGUGAAAAACACACAAGGGCUCCUCCGUGAGAUUUCCAUGUUUUAUUUUUGUGAUUGCCGGCUGGUUGAAGGGGCCCCCUCCUGUCUUGACUUUAGCAAUAAUAUUUGCAUAACCUACUGCAAAAAAAAAAAAAAAAAACACACAGAAAAAUACGUGAAAUAUUAAUUUUCUAUAGUGAAUUUUGGGGAGAGCGUCCACAUUCCCUACUUUGCCUUGUUUGCGUCGCGCUGCCUCAUCAAUAUUAAUGAGCUGCGUGAUGAUGUCACAACAUAUUGUGAUUGGCACACACACAAAUGUAUUAAUAUUUUACUGACAAGUGCGAAAUAGUAUUUGAUUUUUGUUAGUAUUAACUGACGCAAAAAAAAAUCUUUUGGGAGACUGUAUGAAACGAUGUGGUAGUUAUGCAACACGUGACUCAAAGGGACGACGACGACGCUUCCUCAGUCUGUAUUAAGUGCAUUACUGUACACACAUGCUGUAUUUUCUUAUACACAGACAAUUUAACAGUGCGUAAAUAGAGAUAGACAAUAUAAACGCAUAUAUGUAUGCGGAUAUUGAAGCACUGUGUAAUGCUUUGUUCAGUGUUAUUUAUGAGACAGAGAUUAAAAUGGCUUUUAUUACA